CGGGUUGGUACCGCGUUCGAAUGAUAAACAUUAAUAAGAUUCUUGACUGGCUCACUACCAGGCACCAGCUUGCAAUAACAACAAUAAUAAUAAUAAUAAUAAUAAUACAAGAAAAAUAAAUGGUACAAAGGAGUCAAGGUUAUCAACAAACGUCCCGCAAAAUAUUAUUAUUAGAUUUUGGCGGCGGCAAUCGGCAUUUUGGAUUGGCGGUCAUUUUUAUCGCUUUAUAGCGUCCGUAUUUGUGUAUGUGUUUGUUUGUGUGCAUGUGUAUGUUUGUGUGUGUUAGUAGCGAGUGAGUGCGCGCGCGCGGUGAGUAAACAAAAACAACUCGAUAAAUAAUAAACGUUCAACGGACAAAGCAAGUGUUUCGACUUUCAAGAGUGUGUUGCGCGUGACCGUUGUUGAGGCGAUCUGUGCGCCUUUUUUUCGUUCGACAUUUCGACCCCUCAUAUGUGACUUUACGGCGUUCGAAAUCGAUACGGCGAGUGCCUUGGUUGAGAUCCAUUGUUAGCAAUCACCAAUUUUUCACCGAUCGUCGGCGGACUAUUACAGACGUCUGACCGUAGGCGUACUGUUAUUUUAUCCUGACCGCAAAUCGUAAAUACUUGCCCUUCGAAAUUCGGUGUCGGCGACUGCUUCAUACCAUCCUGAUCUGGACAGGGACCUUGUCAGUCCGUAUGGAUUCCGGUGUUAUCGGCGUAAAAAUGGAACAUUUGAUGACAUACCUGGAUUUCAGUAAUUGUUGUACACAACGAAAACGGUGCUGCCCGCACAAUCGGCGAAUAUAAACGAGAUUGACAUUGUAUCAUUGUAGUAUCCACUAUGAAACUAUUAGAGAGCUCUCAAUUAACCGAGCUAUCAAGAGCGCUUUGUGUAGACCGAGGAGAUGUUAAAGUCGUUGCCAGGAUCGAAAGCUAUUCAUGCAAAAUGGUAGGCGAUGAAAAACACAAGUAUAAAAAGUUUUACUCCCAGAGUGGCACACAGCCAGGUGACCUCGAAGCACUGGGCUGUUCACCCAACAGUGAUCCACGAUAUGGAAGAAGUCUUAGUGUAUCUGGAGAUGAAGAAGUUUUGUUAUGUGAUACAAUAUCACGUAAAUCUUUAUUUUACUUGAUUGCAACACUUAAUGCCACAUUUGCACCUGACUACGAUUUCACAGAUGCCAAGUCAUCAGAAUUUAGUCGAGAACGUAGUUUGCAGUGGGUCAUGAGAGAUGUGGAUAAUAACUUAUCGGCAGUCAUUGUAGAACCUAACACAGCAACAUCAUGUGUUGCAUCUAAUCAGAUUAUUAUGAUGAAUCAUCUACAAAGUAAUACAGCUCCCAAAAACUACUCACAGUUACGUGACAAACUCUGGGAAGUAAUCGACAAAGAAAUUGGCAUGUCACAAUGUGACAUUUACAGCUAUACACCUGACAUGCGAUCAGAUCCAUUCAGCGAAGAUGGGUGCCUGUGGUCGUUCAACUAUUUCUUUUACAACAAAAAACUAAAAAGAAUAUUAUUUUUUACUUGCCGUCGCAUUAUUAGUUCUUCAUAUCCCAUGGACUUUGAUGGAUCAAUAGGAACAGGAUCAGACUCUAUGUUUUUGUCUGAUUAUUAUGAUGAUGGCAGUGCUGAAAGCAACAGUAGACAUCGCAGAGAACGAAGUCCUUUAAACAAUAGUCGUCGUAGAGGUGGAGAUAGUAAUUUCUGAAUGACAAAAUGAAAAAAAAAAUAGUCUCAAUAUAUUUUAUCUUGCUGUCUCUCUUUUCCUUUUUUAUGCUUUUAAAUAUGUAUUAGUACACAUCAUUAAAUAACUAUUAUUAUUCAAAAUAUAAUUAUUAUAAUAUUAGAUAUAUAAUAUAUACACAAAUAUUGUAUCAUUUUACACAUUUGCACUUUUUAAUCAAUAUUAUGUGUGAGUAUAAUAUUAAGAUUGUAAAUUGUUUUACCUUUGUGUGGUAAUAUAAUAGUGUGGUGGAUCUCAGUUAUUGCAUAUUUAUAUAGUCAUGAUUGAAUUUUAUUGUCGGCAAUUGCGUUGAUAUUUAUUUAUAUUUAAAUUUUUAACAAACGAUUAUACUAAACAUUAUUUAAGUAUGGCAUUAUUAUGAUAUUAAAGGUUUAUGAAAUUGUAUUUCCAAAAAAUAAUUUAAGUAUAUUUUAUCUAUGAAUGAAAUGUUUAAAUCUAAUAUUAUUUAUUACAGUAACAAAGUAUUAUUAUUAUACACCUCUAUGUACCACUGAAAGUCCUGAUCUUAACAUUAUAACUGUUUUAUUUUUUAUACUGGUUAGAUAAAGUUUAGUUUGUAUGACCAUAGUAUUAUGAACAAAUAAUUUAUGUCCUCAAAAUGUAAUAGAUGUAUGAAAUAAAAUAUAUUGUCUAAAGAUAAA
This is a messenger RNA of Acyrthosiphon pisum (pea aphid), 2369 nucleotides long. It is a transcript of the gene Maf1, whose product is annotated as repressor of RNA polymerase III transcription Maf1. Gene Ontology annotation, molecular function: RNA polymerase III core binding. Bases 823 to 1692 code for a protein of 289 amino acids. Gene Ontology annotation, cellular component: nucleus. The transcript has 6 exons. The record is from RefSeq and is a predicted model, not a curated record. Gene Ontology annotation, biological process: negative regulation of transcription by RNA polymerase III. NCBI's taxonomy places the organism in Eukaryota, Metazoa, Arthropoda, Insecta, Hemiptera, Aphididae.